AUGUUAACUAGCAUUCCCACGAACAUCAUACGCCUGAAGGAUGGAGUAUUCCCUGAAAUUUGGAAGGAUGCUUUCAUGUUUCCUGUCUUCAAAAACGGUGGUAAGCGAAACACCAGAAGUUUGUCGACUGCGUCCAAGCUAUUUGAGAUCAUCGUCAGUGAAGUUAUUCUUACUCAAUCCAAGAGUUACAUCUCUACCGAUCAGCACGGUUUCAUGCCCGGCUGGUUGAUCACCACGAAUCUGUUGAACUCCACCAACACCUGUAUUACUGCUAUGGCUCAAGUCAAUGUGAUCUAUACCCAUCUGAAGGCGGCUUUCGAUAAGAUCGAACACUACAUACUUUUGGCUAAACUGUCACGUCUCGGAUCAUCUGGAAAACUCGUGUCGUGGAUGAGAUCAUAUCUGACGGGAAGAAAACUGCGCGUUAAAAUUCACGGCUGCGUUUCCUCGUGCAAUUCGUAUGCAAUUCGUGCAAUUCGUAUGGAGUGCCUCAAGGAAGUAACUUAG
Toxorhynchites rutilus septentrionalis is the source of this 507-nucleotide messenger RNA. RefSeq lists its product as uncharacterized. The record is from RefSeq and is a predicted model, not a curated record. Lineage: Eukaryota; Metazoa; Arthropoda; Insecta; Diptera; Culicidae. Bases 1 to 507 code for a protein of 168 amino acids. The transcript is spliced from 2 exons.